This is a messenger RNA of Nilaparvata lugens (brown planthopper), 2330 nucleotides long. RefSeq lists its product as uncharacterized. The transcript has 2 exons. Lineage: Eukaryota; Metazoa; Arthropoda; Insecta; Hemiptera; Delphacidae. The record is from RefSeq and is a predicted model, not a curated record. Bases 444 to 1025 code for a protein of 193 amino acids.
CUUGCCCUGUGAAGAAAACUACACAGAAAAAGAUUGGUGAUUUUUUUACAGCGAGAUCUUCAUCUAAAAAUAAAGAAAAUGAAUUUGAGAGUAGAGAAAAUGUUAGUUGUAAUCGUGGACAAAAUGAUGGGUAUGAGUCAGCUUGGGAAAAGAAAAGAGGUGAAAAAAAGAGGAAUUUUAAAGAUCUGUUUGCAGCUCGCUCUUUCUCUACUGAUAAAAAUGAAGAUGAUGGAAAUAUUGAUUGUAAUGAGGUACAAUGUGAUGAAAGUGAUUAUAAAUUACCUUGGGAUCUUGAACGUACAAAAAAUAGGAAAUAUGAUGAUUUUUUUGAAACUCUCUCUUCAACUACUGAUAGACAAAACAACAAUGGACUUAAUAAGGAACAAGAAAACGAUGAGGACUGGGAACCGAAAAUAACACAACCCAGAAAUAAACAAGGCGAAAUGGGAAGGAUGAAAGAAAAUUUGGAUUAUAGUCAGAGUUUUGCUUCGUUCAUAACGUUUCCCGAUGAAGACGAGGGUGAAAUUCGGGUGUCUCAACGAUUUGUAGGUGGAAAUGGAUUAGAAAGUGGAAAACCAGGAGAAAAUAGGUUUGUGAGUGGAAAAUUAGGUGGAAAUAUAUUUGAAAGUGGUAAACCUGGGAAGAAUAGAUGUGAUAGUGGAAAAUUGGGUAGAAAUGGGUUUGAAAGUGGAAAAUUAGAUGGAAGUGAGUUUGUAGGUGGAAAAUUGGGUGGAAAUAUAUUUGAAAGUGGAAUACUUAGAGAAAAUGAGACUUGUGAAAGGAAGAAAAAUGAUUUGGAGUCCAUUAAUGGAGGUGAUGAAAGUUAUCUGGUGACUUUUGAUGACAUUAUUGGUGCUCAAAAUGGCGAAAUUGAGGAGGAGGAGGAGGAGGAAGAAGAUAAUUAUACUGAGGACAUAUUUGCGGCUGAUGAAGAGAUUAAAAAUACAGUCAAAGAUGAGAGUAAACUUGAGACCGGCAUUGAUAAAAUUCGAAAUAAAUUGAUGAAAUUUCGCAGAGUUGAGUAGAGUGGUAAGUGAGAUAGACUGAGAUGAAUUUAUAUAUUUUAUGAAUAACCAAAUAGAUAAAAUAGAGUGAGAUAUUAAGAUAUUUAAAAACAGUUAGAUGAAGUAAAUAUUCUGGGAUUAAUCCUAAAAAAAUGAAUUGUUGUCGUAUAGUGAUAUAGUUAUUUGGAUGAUGUAUGAAUACUGUAUGUCAGAGCAGCUAAUAAAAUACUAAUAGAGCAAAGUAAGACUAAUACAGUAAAAUUCAGUCUUAUUUUUAUAUGAUUCCAAGUUUAUAAUGCAAGAGUUUAGAAGAAGAUACUUUUCUAAAUAGAAAGACUCUAUUUUCUAGUAGGUGAUUCCUUGUAGCAAUGAUUUGGAUGAUGUAUGAAUACUGUAUGUCAGAGCAGCUAAUAAAAUACUAAUAGAGCAAAGUAAGACUAAUACAGUAAAAUUCAGUCUUAUUUUUAUAUGAUUCCAAGUUUAUAAUGCAAGAGUUUAGAAGAAGAUACUUUUCUAAAUAGAAAGACUCUAUUUUCUAGUAGGUGAUUCCUUGUAGCAAUGAUUAAAAUUCAGUCUUAUUUUUAUACGAUUCUAAGUUUAUAAUACAAGAGUUUAGAAGAAGAUAUUUUUCUAAACAGAAAGACUCUAUUUUCUAGUAGGUUAUUUAUUUUAAAUAAUGUCUCCCUAUUCCAGAGUGAAUACAGUAUCUCCAAGGACUUAUAUUAUGUGCUGUUCAAGAAUAAUAAGUAACAUUUACUACAUGAAAUAAAUCUUUUUCCAAGUAGACUUCAUUCAUCCUAAAGAACUAAUGCAUAUUUAGAAUUUAGACCUAAAUGAAUUCAAAGACUUAGUGCCGGUUAAAUUUUAACCGUGAUUAAUUCCACUAGAACCAAUCAGAGAAGGCGUCUUUAAAAAGACUGAUUGGUUCUCGUGGAAUUAAUCACGGUUAAAAUUUAAACGGCUUUUGUGCAACCGGGCCUAGUUCUGUUUUCAAUGCUCUUCUACUAUAGUUGAAGUGGAUAAGAUUCUCAAGUUUACAUUAUGUUUUUCUAUGAAUUUCAUAAUUUAAGAAGCGGAGUUAUACCUAGUUAAUCAGAUGAAAUUAUAGUUGAAUGAAUUUCAUUUAGUUGAAGUAUCUCAUCCUAAUAGCCAACUUUUGUUUAAAUGUUACUUGUUGUUCAAUCAUAUAAAAUCAUAGAAUGAUAAUGUAUCUGCCUAUGUAUAAAUAAAUAAAUCAGUUUAAUUAAGUUGAGUAUCUCAUACUAACAGUUAUACUUUUUCUACUGUUACUUGUUAAUUCAUUUCACAUCAUCACAUGAAAUCAAU